CCCCCCCCUCGAGUCCGCGUGGGCGGCCCCGUGCAGCAUAGAGUGCGAAACGCGACACCCGAGAAAGAGAAAAAAGAAACGGGGGGAGAAACUGAGGGCAGGGAUCGCUGAGAACUGGAGAAAGUCUGGGGGAAACAGAGAAUAAUAAAACUGACCAGUUCUUGAAAUUUAGACCGCGUGUUGUUGUGAGUCGGGAAAAUACUUUGAGUGGUAGCUGAAAUGCCACUUUACACUGGGAAAGAGAGUAACGGCCAAGAUAGAAGAGACGUCUCCCUUAGUUUGAAGGCUUCCACCGGGACUCUUACUUACACCUGGAGUUUGACACAAGACUCGGCCGCAUUUAACGCCCCGGUGACUGGAAGAAAGUAAGUCGCCACUGCCGUGCAAACUCAGAAGAAGCGGGGUACAGGCGGUGCGCGAAGCAGUGUACCGUGGAAGUACUUCACGGUGGAGCGAAGAGACCGAGGGAAAGUAAAGAAGAAGCGCAAAGAAACUUUGCGAUUGUUGAACUGACACGCUAACGACAGGAGGGACCACAAGACGCAGGAAGGCCGGCUCUACCUUCCUGAGAACCACAAUGAAAACACAGGGGGACGCUGGCUUCACCCUGCCAGACUGGGCCUGCAAGACCGAAUCCAGCCCAGGCUCACGGCAGGUCCAGCUGUGGCACUUCAUCCUGGAGCUGCUGCGCAAGGAGGAGUACCAGGACGUGAUCACCUGGCAGGGCGACUACGGCGAGUUCGUCAUCAAGGACCCCGAGGAGAUGGCGCGGCUGUGGGGGGCACGCAAGUGCAAGCCGCAGAUGAAUUACGACAAGCUGAGCCGCGCACUCAGGUAUUACUAUAACAAGAGGAUUCUGCACAAGACCAAAGGGAAGAGAUUCACAUACAAGUUCAACUUCAACAAGCUGGUGCUUGUAAACUAUCCCUUUGUUGACAUGGGCGCAGCAGGCCGCGGAAUUCCUCAGAGUGCCCCUCCGGUGCCCUCGGGGGCAGGAACCCACUUCCGCUUCCCCCUGGUCCCGCCAGUGGAGGCGCUGUCCCCGAGCGAGGCCCCCUGCAGCCCCAGCUCUGCCAGCACGUUGGGGGCUCUCUCCCGCCGCAUGGCCCGUGGCUCCGUCAGCGACUGCAGUGACGGUACAUCUGUCCACUCGGAGCUGGAGGAAGGCGGAGUGGGUGACGAGCGAGGCUUCCGGGCUGUCCUACCAUCCCGCCUCCCUCACGAUCCGUUCCUCAGGGUGUACGGGCCCCCCCCGAACCCCUCACUCCCUCGCACGAUCCAGCCUCCCCGAGUUCACCCCGAGCCGCUGUCCCCCUUCCCAGUGUCCCCUCACCCCGGACUCUCUCCAGCCCUGUCACUGACGCCCUCCUCUCACCUUUACACGCCCUCGCCGUCUCUUAGCCCCCUGAUGGGCUCUCGCUUCUCCUUCAGCCCUGAGGACAUGCAGCGCUAUCUGCAGGCUCACACGCAGAGCGUUUAUAACUAUCACCUGAGCCCUCGCGCCUUCCUGCACUACUCCAGCCUGCUGAUCCCACAGCCGCAGCGGCGGGACAAAGGCCCGGGCCCCAUGCUCGGUGACCGGGGUCUCACCGGCCCCCAUCCAGUCCUGUCUCAGGCCCAUGGUCGCUCGACACAGGCAGCUGAGGACUCUCACCUCUUCCCCUUUGAGUUCAAGCUUCAAGCACCACCACUGGGGCGCAAACAGCGAGAAGGGCACACCCCGCACCGGCCCGCCACCAAUGGCAUGGGCCCCGGGCCCAGACCGGUCCCUGGCUCCUCCAACUCCGCGAGCAGCAUGGACAGGCUGCCUAAGAUCAAGGUGGAACACAUCUCUGAUGUAGAAUCAGAGGAGGAGGUGGAGGUGACCGACAUUAGUGAGGAGGAGAAAGAAGCAGAAAAGGAGCGGGACCUGCCUUCAUCCCCGGACGCACAGCCCAGCGGCGGCCCCACGCCGCAGCCGUAUGAAGACGACUCUGACGAGGAUGUGUUCAAGACUCCUGUGACACCCCCGUCUCCCCUCCCCAGUCACUCAUCUCUCCGGCCUUUAAGCUCCGCCCCAACGGAGCGUCCCGCUGGUGGGAGCACAAAGUGCAUCCCCCUGAAACUGCGCUUCAAGCGGCGCUGGAGUGAGGACCAGCGGCUGGAAGCUGAUGGCGCUGGUGUUGGUGAGGCCGACGACAAGAAGGUGCGUGCGGAGAAGGGGAAGGGAGACUGGCAGCGGCGUGGGGGCUGCGGCCUGCAGAGCCCUGCCCCCCCAAGUCAGCGCCGGGCGAGUGCUGAGCUGCAGCGUGCCACGGCCCAGCUCUCCCUGGGGGGCGAUUGCUGAGCGUCCCACUGCACAGACACUGCUAACUGCUGUGGGUUACAGGACAGGAGUGUCUGAGAGUGCCAGCUCUGGCCACCCCUUGCCAUUCACCUAACAGAGCUGGUCCAAGAUGUGUGACGACGACUGGCUGAGUGCGGAAUGUUCGGAUGCCCCUGGAUCGCACCCAACUUGCUUGCAUUCUGAUAGGCUGGGAUUUUAAUCUUUUGGUGACUGUUGGAACCAGUGUUGAUUUUUCAAGUGCCUAUUAUAAACUAAAAUUGUAUACUUAAAGCGAAUAAGGUGUUUUAGGUUUGUUAUUCCUGGACACUGACAAACUUCACAGACGACUAUGAUCUUGAUGUCUUUGUUUCUUGGGGAAAACGCUUCAUCAAUGGAAAACAAAAGCUGCAGUCUGUGGGUCCAUGUGUGUCUGGAUUAUGACUGGGUUUGGCGCUGGAUUAGCUGUGUUACUGGCCUUUCCAGUUGGCACGCGGUUGCUGGUCUCUCCGACCGGCACUCUUGGUGCAUUUCUAAAGCCUGUAGUGUGGAAGGUGAUGGAGAUUUGCAGAAGAUGGUCUCUGUUGGGCUUGUGCUGUUCUCUUUAUAAGAGACAAACAUGAUGUGUUUUAAUGGGCGUCGGUCUGCACCCUCCAUCUGCCUUUUGUCCUGCUCUUUGUUCCUUUUGGUAGUAUGAACGCCUGAUUUCACACACCACCUUUUCUCUUUCUCAACACAUUUACCUUUCUUCUUUUACUCACUGCUGAAAGCAAGACAAACAUUCAUCAUUCCCAGUUACCUGGAAAACACCAAAGGAUGUCUAAUCAACACUAAUAUAGGCAUUACACAAAUAAUUUAAUCCUGUUUUUGCUUUUUGUCUCGUAAUUAGAAACGAGCUUGUUGUCUCUGUAUCACGGUAAUGUUCUGAGUCGUUUUUUAUUAAAGCAGGUGAGGGACUGGCUUAAGAAUACUGCUUUCUUGAGAUUACAGUAACUUUAGAUAUUAGUGGUUUUUGGAAACUGCACCUUAUGUGCUACCUUAUCACGUCUAGUCCUCACAAAUUCUGGGCUUUUGCUUCUGCUGUUUGAGACUUGGUGCCAUCACCAAUCACAGAUCAGCAAUAUCCUAACCUGAUUCUGGGAAUUGCAGUCCAACCGGUUAUGUCAGAUGAGGCCACAUCCAGGGGUAAUUUGUAAUUAUAUUUACAUACGUGGAUUGGGACCUUGCAUGCGACCUAAAUCGGAACUGGCUGAAUCCACAGAUGGUUUAUCUAUGUAUCACAGCCUUUGUGUAGGUGGUCUGCAUAAGACAGCUAGUCAAGUCAACUAAUGGCACGUGAUUCAUAGUUCAAGUGGAGUCGUAGGUUGUCUGAAAAUCUGCUAUCUGAGUUAAUGGUGCACAAACUAAGUAGGUUAGUCACAGAGAAUCCAGUCAGUUGAAAUAUAAGCCAUUCAAGGUUAUUGCCAUUCCCAUUUCAUUAUGAGAAAUGGCCAAGUCCAAGAUGAGGUCCACACACUGCCUUUUUGGCCUUUAUAUGGCUCGUGAAUUUAAGGGAAAUCACAACAUCAGAUACCAGCUAUACAUUUUAUAUAUAAUGUGUAUAAUAUAUGAUGAUUAGUGAUUAGUGAUUAGUGAAUUCCAUUUAAGUUUCAGGACUCACCCCAAGUAAACAUGGAGGGAGCUUGAUUUUAUUUUAUUUUAUUUUACAAAAAAUAGAUAAUGACUUUUUUUGUUGGUAAAAGAGAGAAGCAAAUGCUGAAAGAUCCCAGGUUGUGCAGCUUUACCGAAAUGCCUUAUUGGGAGUUUGUACCUGUCAAACGGACCCACAGUCCCAUCAUGCCUCUGGCUCUGCCCCCACCUGAAGACCAUCAGUCGUGCCAAACUAAAUUCCAAACAGUUCUCCAGUUAUGAUGUCGGCCAGGGGAGUGGUGAAGUGGAGCAACAUGGGAAAUUAUAACAUGGAGUCCAGUCUGAAAUGUCACUCCUCACUUGUCCCACGGUCUGUGUGAGGCAGGCAAUCUGACGGUGCGUCCUGUACGGGGAGCGUGCUGGCUGAGUGCGUCACAGGAGAGCGUCCUGUAUGGGGAGCGUGCUGGCUGAGUGCGUCACAGGAGAGCGUCCUGUACGGGAAGCGUGCUGGCUGAAUGCAUUUGCCAUCCUUGCCUCCGGUUCGGUUUCCACUGGAGGCCUUUUUCACUAAGGACUGUGAUGAGUCUCCAGUGAUGUCUGCAUCACAGAGUUUAUGCAUUAAGUCUGCGCAGCCGCAGCUGCUUUCUGCAUUGGUGAGAGCUUGCAGUGGCAGUGAUGGCACCUUGCAGUAUUAUGGCUGUCCAUUAUUGGUCCUUCUUGCAUCUUUCUCACCAGGCUUGUAGCUUUUUUGGCUUUUGGUUGUGGACAUGAUUUUUAUUUUCUGUACAGCCCCCCCUGUCCCUCACCACAGUUUUCUGGACACUUCUCCCCCCUUUCAGGAGUAUCUUUUGCAUUUACAUUUCCUUUGAGAACUUCACUGUAUACACUGUUGGGGAGGGACCUUGGUGGGGGGGUUGGGGGACAGUGGUGGGACUUCUUUGAGGAACAAGUGGGAGGUAUGCUUGUUGUAUGUUAAUAUUCAUUUUGUAAUGUUCUUUUGUUCUUGUAUGCUGUGUAUUUAGGGGAUAUUAAUCAUUUUAAGAGAAAUAAUUUUACUGUUAAUAUUUGCCCCCACAGCCCACUUCUCAGUGAUUACAUGGCUCAGUGGAUGGGGGGCAUUUUUAGGAUGUUACAGUGAAUGUUAAUGCUCUCUUAUACUCCCUCUUCCCGAAUGUAAUUAAAUUGUAAUCAGGGUUAAAAAGUCAAUUUCAUUUUUUAAUUUUCAUAUUCUGUUAUAGCCACGCCUACACUUUCAAGCCAGAAGUUAUGCCGCAGUUAUUCGAUUGUGUUUGUGAGCAGUGCUCAUGACCCCCAAGCUGUGUUUGUAAAGGUUCCCUCCUGUCAGGACAGGCAGGCACUUCACCAGGAUCCAUUUGCAUAUCUGCAGGAAAAGCUGAGAGGCUUCAUGAUCUGCAUUUUUUAACUUGUUUAUUUGACUGGGCGUGUUGGUAAAAGCCCAUCAUCAUUUAGACUCACAAAUCCAAAUGUGUCAGGAUGUUACAUAUGAUACCUUCACCAUAAACACACCAAGAUCCGAUUGCCUUCCACAUGCACCCACAGAGGCCUCCUGUCACCCUCAGAGCUGCAUGCUUGUCAUACUUGUGUGCCACGUCCUGCGAACAUUUGCUCACAGUUUUUCUCAAGCAGCACGUUCAUACAGACUGCAGUCGCACUUAAUAUGCAGCAUGUAGGAUUCUUGGUGCAUGUCAUUGUGUCAGGGGGGUGUCAGGUCAGGCAGCUGGCAGGGACGACUGCAGCACAGGCCUCAGUGAGCUACAGGCCGAGCAAUCUGCAGGGGAUUGUGGGCCACGUGGAAAGCAAGUAGCACAAUUCAUAUUGUUCAUCUUAUUAUAAUCUACUUCUACUCUAUAUCAGGUUUUGUCAGCGUAAUUAUGAAACGCUGGGCCAGUUGGAGGAUUGCUGUGGCUGCUGUGGGAUUAAUUCUGCCCUGGUAAUUUGGACCCACAAACUUUAAAGAUCCCUGGGUUUAUUUUUACAUUUUGCAGAUUUAUACACAAACCCUUCUGCAGUGUUGCUCGGACAGAUUUGGUUUAAAUAAACAGUGUGUGUGCGCUUCUGCUUGUCUCACUACUAAAGUACUUGCUUCAAGUGUAUGAUGUAACUGGUUCUACUGGUGGGUUUCCUUCCGUUCACUGGCAGCCAAAUGACUGUGGCUCAGAGGGGACUGGGGCUGUAAAACAUUGCAGGUAAGAUGUACUUGAUGGUAUGUAUAAGUACCAUAUAGAAGUACAAUAUUCACUCAAAACGACCAAAGUGAUAGAUGCUCCAGAAUAACUGUAGGAGAAAUUUUAUACCCAUACUUGCAUAAAUGGUUUUUACUUUUAACAUAUA
Molecule: messenger RNA, 6283 nt
Organism: Paramormyrops kingsleyae
Lineage: Eukaryota; Metazoa; Chordata; Actinopteri; Osteoglossiformes; Mormyridae
Product: ETS domain-containing transcription factor ERF-like
Biological process (GO): cell differentiation; regulation of transcription by RNA polymerase II
Cellular component (GO): nucleus
Molecular function (GO): DNA-binding transcription factor activity, RNA polymerase II-specific; sequence-specific DNA binding
Source: RefSeq, a predicted model, not a curated record